AAGCUGAGCUGUGAAUAAACGUCACUACGCCAAUACCGGUCUCUUGCUUCGUAUCUAAGCCGAAAUCCCGUAAUCCGCCAUAACCACCAUACAAAUCCCCACUCCGAGCUUCGCCAAUAAGCUCCGCCAUCACUACAGCAGCAUAGCAGGUUUGUCUACGGUUUGACGGUAAUCUGAAUCCGCGAAAAUGGUUUCGUUUGAGAUGAACGAUCGAAAAAAGAUUGGGCUAGGCUUGACAGGAUUCGGAGUGUUAUUUUCAUUCAUUGGAAUCAUUUUCUUCUUUGACAAAGGGCUAAUUGCCAUGGGAAAUAUCCUCUUCGUAUCAGGGGUUGCCAUAACGAUUGGUCUGAAGCCAUCCAUGCAGUUCUUCAUGAAACGUAGCAACUAUAAGGGAACAAUGUCGUUUGGUGCUGGCUUUUUCUUGGUUGUCAUUGGAUGGCCUAUAAUAGGGAUGAUUCUUGAGGCUUAUGGCUUUGUUGUACUUUUCAGUGGGUUCUGGCCAACAUUGGCAGUUUUCCUGCAAAAGAUUCCUAUUGUUGGUUGGCUCUUUCAGCAGCCUUUUGUCAGAUCGUUCUUUGAUCGUUACCGGGGAAAGCGAGUACCAGUAUAAUAACUUUAAAGGAUUGUGAAGUGCAGCCUCAAAGUGUUUGGUUCAGUGUAAGGACUAAGGAUUGUGAAAUACAGUGUUGAAGUGUUCCACUCAACAGUAUGAUGAUUGAUGACAGUAAUAGUCUUGUUAGAUGAUAAUAUAGGCACACGGGCUAUUUUAGUGCCUCACCUUUAGAUUCAUAGUUGAUAUAAGCCAUUUUUUGAUUGACUUGUAAUCCUUCUUUGCAUCAAGAAUUAUUUGUAUCAGAUUUGGGGUUUAUCCGUGCUAAAUAGUAAAUAGUCUUUUGGUGUUUGCUGGUAACAA
Messenger RNA from Ipomoea triloba (trilobed morning glory), 913 nucleotides. RefSeq names its product vesicle transport protein GOT1-like. Gene Ontology annotation, biological process: endoplasmic reticulum to Golgi vesicle-mediated transport; retrograde transport, endosome to Golgi. The coding region runs from base 188 to 610 and encodes 140 amino acids. The record is from RefSeq and is a predicted model, not a curated record. The transcript is spliced from 7 exons. Lineage: Eukaryota; Viridiplantae; Streptophyta; Magnoliopsida; Solanales; Convolvulaceae.